Amoebophrya sp. A120 is the source of this 2247-nucleotide messenger RNA. Lineage: Eukaryota; Dinophyceae; Syndiniales; Amoebophryaceae. The record is from the annotation of a GenBank genome assembly.
UGACACUAUACUUUCUUCUGAGUGUGAUGGCUUCCCUUUUAAGGGACGAGCAAAAGAAUUAAGUGCCUUUUCUGCUUUCUCACCCGACAACUAAAGAACUGCGUCUGUUGAACUGGCAAGAAAUUUAAGGAAAUGGAAAACGAAGAAUCAACGCUCCGGCGGUGGUAAAAAAUUGCAAUGUCAUUUAAAAAACCGUAGGGAAUUAAGAAGUUGUAUUGCAAGAGUUCGUACAGCCACCCGUAUCCGAUGUGACGUUUUGAGUCAGGAGGGCGCACAUGUGUCAUGUCGAACUGGCAGAAGUGGUUUCUUUUUCCCUGUCGAGGUCAGUUUGCUUGCAGGGACAUGGUCUACGACAAGCAUGAUAUUUGUAUGAGCAUCACCAGCAAUUGAAGCGCAUUUUCUCCGAGUCAAAACUUUACUCCUGGAUAUUAGAAAAACCAAAGAUGAGCUCCGGGGUUCCGAUGAUGAUGCCGCCGCAGUCCUUGACUGCCGGCAUGCCGGAUCCGUCCACCAUCGCCAAGCAGAGUAUUGUUUUUCAUGUUGCGGCUGUGCUUUAAAUUUAGAAACAAUCUACCAACAACACGUUCAUUUUUUUGAUUUAGUGAUUGCAUUUGCCUGCUAAGAUACCACCCGCCCAGUAAAUGUUUUCGUGGUCUAGCUAUGAACUUCACCCAUUCUUAAAACAUCGAUUGAAAACAGAGGACGCCUACAUGAAGAUGCUGGACGAGCAGGUGAAGCAGGGCACCCAGGUCCUGGAGGCCCAGGUGAAGCACCAAAAGGAGUACCUCCUCGGUCAAGCCGACCAGCAGAAGAAGCAGUUCAUCAUGCAGAUCGACAUGGAGGUGAAGCAGCAAGAGAUGGCCCUGGACCAGCAGCGCAUGGAGCAGCUGAUGGCCCUGCAGCAGCAGGCCGCGCAGCAGAAGGCCGCGUUGGAGCAGCAGGCCAUGCAACUGUCUAUGGAGUACCAGCAGAAGAAAGCUGAGGAAGAAAUGCAGAAGCAGCAGUACUGAAAAUUUUGAUGUCGAUGCGGUCAUUUUAGGUUUUUUUAAGAUUCGAAGUCUGAUGUGCGACAGCCGAAUUCUGAUUGACGUCGAGUCCGUUGGAGAAAAAAACUUAUAUUCAUUCAAAGUAACAUGAUGCGCGGAAACAAAACUCAGAUUCGACAUGGAGAAGAAGCAGCAGGAGAUGCAGAUGAAGAUGCAGGAGGAGAUGGCCAAGUUCCAGGGUGCCGGUCAGCUGUUCACCACCCCCGCCUUGGGCACGGCCAUGCCGGGCGCCGGUGCCACCUACACCUACGGCCCCAACGGCGAGCUGGUCCCGAAGUAAGCGGCUUCCUCAGGAAUGAGCAAGAUCUUGGGUGUCCUGUCUUUCAUGAUCAUCUCCAUGGCCAAGAAACCUUCGUCGCUGCGCAAUAAUCAACCCUGACGCUACUAGUUCAAUUUGGGCGACCAUAUGUAAAAUGCCGUUCAGACCAUGCGCUGCUAACUUCUCCAUACAGUAGUCUUCUCCGUACGUUGGACGUAUCGCAUGUUGAAUUUAUCCUAAGGAUGAAGCACACUUUAGACACCAUGGCGGGCUAUCAAACUUUGGUUUCUGUUGAAUCUUGACAUAUUGUCAAAUUCUGUACAACAUAAGCAGGGAAGCAAGUACGGAACUCACUGCAUGAAUACGUCAAUAGCUUCUACACAUGUCGUUUACAGGUUUUUUACAACCUUUCCGAUGUAAGUCGUUACGUACCUCUUUUCAGCUUUUUGACACUUGCGCUUCACGAUAUGCCACAGGGCCGAAAAAAAACGAUUUUUUCCAACUAACGUGGGACACUGUAGAGCCUUUCUACACCAGUUCCCGCCAAGGUGGAAGAUUUCGCUUUGAACACAACCUACGCGUAAGACCACUAGGUUUAGUGCGAUUGAAAAGCUUAGCUGUAGACCCUAAACGCAACAAGUGGCAGCAGCGAAAAUUGCUACGUUCCUCGUGGCUGAUCUUUUCGGACAUCACGCAUGAGAGUGGCAGGUUUGUUUCUCGCGUUGAUGCCUUAGGAUUGUGUCAACCUGGAGUGGUACAAAAGCGCCGUCCAUGAUUCCGCAUAGAAAACUUCAUCAAUUGAUGAAAGCACAAACAUAUUGAUUCUAAACUAACUUGCCCCAUUUUUUGGGUGAUCUAUCAGCUGCGACUUGGAGGCCCCGAAAUCCUGAGUUCGCAUGUCAGUGUUGUAUUAUCGGUGUGUAUAUUAAUAUUAUGGAAACA